AUGCGCGUCGAAACGUUCCCCCUCUCGCCCCCGAGCCUCGAGGAGAUCGCCGCGCACCUCCAAGCGCCCCUCGCCGCCAACUACACUCACGCGUCCGUCGGCGUCGUCCGCUGCCCCGACCUGCGCGCCGCCCCCUUCCACCUGGCCACCGAGGGCCUCUCGGGCGACGAGAAGAUCGCCGACGUCGGCGGCCAGCCGAACCUGUUCCCCCGCCCGCGCCUCGACACCAUCUGGUCCCUGCCCGAGGUCGCCAGGGCCAUCGGCAUGAGCCCCGAGAGGGGCGGCCUCAUCGGCGCCGGCGCGGGGCCGUUCCACGUCCUCGGCCAGAACAGCGAGCUCGCGCCGAACCUCGGCUGGUCCGGCGGCCUCGGCGAGAAUGAGAUUGACAACCAGAGCCGGGUCAUUCUGAUCGAACGCGGCAGCGAUGGCGGCGACGGUACCACGGGGAAGAAGAACGCCGUCAGCGUCCGGGCGGCGCCCUCCACCGACUGCGGGCUGAUGGCGAAUCUGUUCGCGUCCCGGGGCGAGCCGGGCCCCGUGCUCAGGAUCGCGGCGCGGGGACGAAAGGGGCCGGAGAAGAGCUUCACCGAGUGCAUCCGCCAGGGCCUGCGGGCCGCGUACGGCGGCGAGCGGACCGUCAGCCUCGGCGGGGCGUUCGUGGUGAGGGCGGGCAGGGCGACGUACCACGUCAUGCCGGACUUCCCCCCGGAGCGCGACCUGCCCUUCCGGGACCGCAGGGCGGUGGAGGACUGGCUGACGUUCCACGACUUCGACGCGCCCGUCGUGGGGCUGUCGGUGCUGCACUCGGCGGACCCGGCCGGGGGGAUGGCCUUGCGGAUGGAGCACACGCACGCGUUCUCGGCGGCCGGGGAGGAUGCCGGCGGCCACUACCACUUCGAGGCCGAGGGCGAGGGGGACGUUAUCGAGUACGAGGGCUACUUCAACACCGCCAAGGCCAUCUAUCGGGUGGACCGGCCGGCGGGUUCGAGUUGA
Molecule: messenger RNA, 993 nt
Organism: Colletotrichum higginsianum IMI 349063
Lineage: Eukaryota; Fungi; Ascomycota; Sordariomycetes; Glomerellales; Glomerellaceae
Product: Ester hydrolase c11orf54-like protein
Exons: 1
Coding region: 1-993 (330 amino acids)
Cellular component (GO): nucleus
Molecular function (GO): hydrolase activity, acting on ester bonds; zinc ion binding
Source: RefSeq, a predicted model, not a curated record